AACUGUUUCCAUUAUCUUCCCCUGAUGAUUCCUUUCUGCAACUUCUUUUUCAAUUGACUGUCUCUUUCUCAAUUCCAUAUUUAUAUUCUAAAAUCUCUCUUAGCAUUAAGAGAUAAGUUACUGUGCAUGGCGACAACCCAAUCCCAUCACUCCUUCCGAAAGCGAUUCCCGCCCCUCAAUCAUCCACUUCCCCUUUUAUACCCCUCAUCAUAAUUUUUCCGUCCCUCAUUCUUUCCCUCACCCAUGGCCACCGAUGCCUCUCCGAAAUAUCGCGCUCCUGACUUCCACCAUCCCGAGAUUCCCGAUAUCUCCGUCUCCCAUGACGGCCUUCGUUUCUGGCAAUACAUGAUUGCUGGUUCCAUAGCUGGCUCCGUCGAACACAUGGCCAUGUUUCCUGUUGAUACACUCAAGACUCGCAUGCAAGUUCUUGGAGGGUCUUGCCCGCCUCACUCUAUUGGAGUGCGCCAAUCUCUUGGCUCUAUCUUGAAACUCGAGGGCCCAGCUGGACUCUAUCGAGGUAUCGGUGCUAUGGGACUCGGAGCUGGACCUGCUCACGCCGUCUACUUCUCCGUGUACGAGCUUUGCAAGCAGUUCUUUUCCCGUGGGGACCCGAAUAAUUCAAUGGCUCACGCUGUCUCCGGCGUUUUCGCGACGGUGGCGAGCGAUGCAGUGUUCACCCCGAUGGACAUGGUGAAGCAGAGGCUGCAGCUGAAGAGCAGUCCGUACAAGGGAGUCGGGGAUUGCGUUAAGAGAGUGCUGAUGGAGGAGGGAGCUGGGGCGUUCUACGCGUCGUAUAGAACUACAGUUAUUAUGAACGCGCCGUUUACUGCUGUUUAUUUUACGACUUAUGAAGCGGCGAAGAGGGCGUUGAUGGAGGUGUCCCCGGAGAGUGCUAGUGACGAGAGGCUAGUGGUUCAUGCCACCGCAGGUGCAGCUGCUGGAGCUCUGGCUGCUGCACUUACUACCCCGCUUGAUGUGGUGAAAACGCAGUUGCAGUGCCAGGGAGUUUGUGGAUGUCAUAGAUUUAGUAGUGGCUCAAUGGGGAAUGUGAUUAAGACCAUAGUUAAGAAGGAUGGGUACCAUGGGCUUAUGAGGGGAUGGAUACCCAGGAUGCUCUUCCAUGCUCCUGCUGCUGCCAUCAGCUGGUCCACGUAUGAAGCCUCCAAAAACUUCUUUCAACAGCUUAACGGUAACUGAGGAUUUUGCCUAUUUAUUGCAUCUGCACCUUCAACGGCUUCAAAUUACAGUACCAUCAUCCGCUCCAAUCUUACCAUAAAUUCAUUUUAAAACCUAUUGGUAAGGUCAAGCCAAAAAGGAAGAAAAGGAGCAAGAAAAAAUAAAAAACCGAUUUACAUGUAUAUCAUGAAGACUCGAGUCCAAUAAUAAUAAACCUUGAAGAGAAGUUGGCUCUUCUUUUCACUUGUAUCUUAUUGGAAGAAAUCCAUUUGCAGACAAAUUACAGUUUCCA
Messenger RNA from Manihot esculenta (cassava), 1468 nucleotides. RefSeq names its product mitoferrin. The transcript has 2 exons. The record is from RefSeq and is a predicted model, not a curated record. Gene Ontology annotation, molecular function: ferrous iron transmembrane transporter activity. Gene Ontology annotation, cellular component: mitochondrial membrane. NCBI's taxonomy places the organism in Eukaryota, Viridiplantae, Streptophyta, Magnoliopsida, Malpighiales, Euphorbiaceae. Gene Ontology annotation, biological process: iron import into the mitochondrion. The coding region runs from base 244 to 1197 and encodes 317 amino acids.